AUGAAUAAACUACUAUCAUCUCUAAUUAACUUUCGCGUAAAUGAAGAGUUAAAAAACAGCUAUAAUAUUAGUGAUAGAUUAUUAUAUAUAGUUUGGAAUAAUAUAUUUUUAAGAAAUGAAAUUCAUAAACAUAUUUUAAAGUUUAUUAAACAUAGUGUUCAACUUCUUGAUAUAUCAGGUUAUAGCAAGUUUAAAAAUAAAUCAUAUAUAACAACACUUAACUGGCGUAGUGAUCCACUACCAGAUAAAGAUGAAUAUCCACCAUUUUUGACAAUUUUAUAUUUGCACGGUUCUUCUAAAAUGCUAACUCUAACAACUUUACCAAACACAAUUACUACACUCGCAUUCGGUACUAGUUUUAACCAAGUAAUUCCACCCGGUACAUUACCAAAUAGUCUCACAACACUCACAUUCGGUCAUUAUUUUAACCAAGUAGUUCUACCCAACACAUUACCAAAUAGUCUCACAACACUCAAAUUCGGUACUAAUUUUAACCAAGUAAUUCUACCCGGCACAUUACCAAAUAGACUCACAACAUUCACAUUCGAUUUUAAAUUUAACCAAGUAGUUUCACCCGGCACAUUACCAAAUAGUCUCACAACACUCACAUUCGGUCAUGAUUUUAACCAAGUAAUUCUACCCGGCACAUUACCAAAUAGUCUCACAACACUCACAUUCGGUUUUAAAUUUAACCAAGUAGUUUCACCCGGCACAUUACCAAAUAGUCUCACAACACUCACAUUCGGUUUUAAAUUUAACCAAGUAGUUUCACCCGGCACAUUACCAAAUAGUCUCACAACACUCACAUUCGGUCAUGAUUUUAACCAAGUAGUUCUACCCGACACAUUACCAAAUAGUCUCACAACACUCACAUUCGGUUUUAAAUUUAACCAAGUAGUUUCACCCGGCACAUUACCAAAUAGUCUCACAACACUCAAAUUCGGUACUAAUUUUAACCAAGUAAUUCUACCCGGCACAUUACCAAAUAGACUCACAACACUCACGUUCAGUUAUAAAUUUAACCAAGUAAAUAUACCCGGCACAUUACCAAAUAGUCUCACAAAACUCACUUUUACCAUUUGA
Molecule: messenger RNA, 1083 nt
Organism: Dictyostelium purpureum
Lineage: Eukaryota; Evosea; Eumycetozoa; Dictyosteliales; Dictyosteliaceae
Exons: 3
Coding region: 1-1083 (360 amino acids)
Source: RefSeq, a predicted model, not a curated record